Molecule: messenger RNA, 1071 nt
Organism: Parasteatoda tepidariorum (common house spider)
Lineage: Eukaryota; Metazoa; Arthropoda; Arachnida; Araneae; Theridiidae
Biological process (GO): actin filament organization
Cellular component (GO): cytosol
Molecular function (GO): actin monomer binding
Source: RefSeq, a predicted model, not a curated record
AGAGAAAAAACUAUUUUCCCGCAUUCUCACAGACGCUCAGCGGUUCAGUUUGACAUCAAAUUUGUACUUCGUUGGUGUUUGGCUCUCGACUCUCAAUUGGAUAGCAUUUAGCAGAACUUUUUACCUCAAAAAGUACCUAUAUUUUUUCACAGGAGGGUGUUUCCCAGCCGACGCCUCAAGAAAAUGUCUAGCCCAAGCAAAGAAAAUUUGCCUAAAGUUCCUGCUCCUUUGAAAGAUGAAUUAGCUCAAUUUGAUUCUUCAAAAAUGAAGCAUACUGAAACACAAGAAAAAUGCUCCUUGCCAUCUAAAGACGAUGUUCAACAAGAAAAAGCACAUAACAGUAUUCUGACUGGUGUUGAAGGGUUUGAACGUUCCAGGCUAAACUCUGUAGAAACUCAAGAAAAAGUUAUUUUGCCAAAUGCUGAAGAUGUUGUGCAAGAAAAAAUACACCAGAAUAUGGUAACUAGCUUGGAAUCUUUUGAUAAAGCUGCUUUGCAUCAUGCUGAAACAAAGGAAAAGGCAGUUUUGCCUAGUUCUGAAAUAAUUGAGCAAGAAAAGGGCCACCAAAAAUUAGUGCAUGGAAUUGAAAACUUUGAUACUUCAAACUUGAAGCAUGCAGAGACAUUAGAAAAAAAUAUCUUGCCUUCAAAAGAAGCCAUUGCAAUGGAGAAGAGUGCUGCUUAGCUUCAAUGUAUCUACAUGCAAAACUUCCAUGUCCUCAAGUGAUGUAUUUAGUGUCUGUGUAAAACCAUCGAAUUUGUUCUCAACCAUGAAAAUAUUUAAUCAAUUUUAUGUAAACUUUUUUCUAAGACCUUGGUUUGAUAAAUUUAAAGAAAAUCAAUAUAUCUGUAUAAUAUUUUUUCAAAAAUAUGUGCUUUUAUAUUUCUCCAUUUUGUAAUGCUUAUCAAUUCCUGAAUAUCAUUUAUAUUUGCUAGUCUUCUGGGAAGUUCUUUUCAUCACAGAACUUUUUUUUUCCAGUUUAUACUUUUGAUACUUAAACUAUAUUUUUCGAAUAUUUUGCUUUUGUAAUAUUAGAUUUUUGUAUUCUACAUAAAGUACUUAUAAAUCUUA